Molecule: messenger RNA, 2829 nt
Organism: Nilaparvata lugens (brown planthopper)
Lineage: Eukaryota; Metazoa; Arthropoda; Insecta; Hemiptera; Delphacidae
Product: tubulin alpha-4 chain-like
Exons: 7
Coding region: 234-1583 (449 amino acids)
Biological process (GO): microtubule cytoskeleton organization; mitotic cell cycle
Cellular component (GO): cytoplasm; microtubule
Molecular function (GO): GTP binding; structural constituent of cytoskeleton
Source: RefSeq, a predicted model, not a curated record
UCUAUCAAAAUUCAAACAUAUGAUGAUGACUUUCUAAAUUCAAAUCUACUUUGGAAACGUUGAAAAAUUUUCUUAUCAAAAUUAUCGACAAAAUUUACAGCAAUUCACAAAUAACUAUCUAUCAAGGUUUCAAAAUUCUUCAUCCACUUACCUACAAUUCAAGCUUGUUUUUUCCAAACUUAAAAAGAUCCAUCAAAUUUUUAAUAUACACCAGAGAUUUACUGCGUAUCAAUAUGAGAGAAUGUGUGUCAGUACAUAUAGGUCAGGCUGGAGUACAGAUGGGCAAUGCCAUUUGGGACCUAUUCUGUCUGGAGCAUCAGAUCGACCAAGAUGGUAAACCAGCAAAUCCAGAGUCGAAACCUCCAUUCACAGAGGAUCAUGAACUGAACGCAUUCUUCCAGAAGACUGCCAAGGAUAAAUUAGUUCCAAGGGCUAUAUUUGUUGAUCUAGAGCCGAGUGUUAUAGAUUCAAUCCGCACUGGACCCCAAAAACGGCUCUUCAACAGCAACUGGUUACUCUCAGGCAGUGAAGACGCAGCCAACAAUUUCGCUCGCGGCUUCCGCACAGUCGGCUCCAGCAUGUUGCACCAACUUUGCAACAAGUUGCGGCGCAUAACGGAGUGUUGCAACAGUUUGCAGGGGUUUGUUGUGUAUCACAGCUUUGGUGGAGGGACGGGGUCGGGGUUGACUGCAUCACUUAUGGAGGAGUUAGCGGCAGAAUUUGGGAAGAAAAGCAAGUAUCAGUUUUCCGUGUAUCCGGCGCCCACUGUUUCAACAUCUGUGGUAGAGCCCUAUAAUGCUCUGCUUACAACACACUUCUCAAUAGCCAAUUCAAAUUGUGGAUUCCUAGUGGAUAACGAAGCCAUCUACGAUAUUUGCAGGAAGAAGCUUGAUAUCGAUCGCCCCCACUACACCAACCUCAACCAGCUAGUCAGCCAGAUAGUAAGUUCAAUGACAGCCAGCCUCCGUUACGGUGAUUCCCCGCUCAACGUAGACUUGUGCGAGCUGCAGACCAACCUGGUUCCCUUUCCACGCAUCCACUUCCCCCUAGUCAGCUACGCCCCCUUUGUGGCCCAGGAGUGUGCCUAUCACCAGAAUGUCUCCACGCAAGAUAUGACUGCCGCCUGUUUCAGGGAGGAGAGUCAGAUGGUCAAGUGCAACCAGAGCAGUGGCAAGUACAUGGCGUGUUGCAUGCUCUACAGAGGAGACGUGAUGCCAGGUGACGUCAAUGAGGCGAUCGUACGCAUCAAAAAUCUGCAAAAUGUGCAAUUCGUCGACUGGUCCCCCACCGGCUUCAAAGUGGGCAUCAACUAUCAACCACCUGUCACCAUGCCUGGUGGUAAUUGUGCAAAGGUUAACCGCGCCCUCUGCAUGUUGAGUAACACAACAGCUAUAGUGGAGGCAUGGGAAAGUUUGAGUCGCAAGUUUAGAAUGAUGUACUCGAAAAAGGCAUUUGUCCAUUGGUUCCUGGCGGAAGGCAUGGAGGAUUCAGAGUUCAUGGAUGCCCAGGAAGACAUGUAUGUUUUGGAAGCAGAUUACCGACUUUUGAAUGAAACUGAGAAUGAGAUUCAAACAGAAAUCUAGAAAAAAAGACAGAAUAUAUUUUUCGGUGCUUGAAGAAAUCAUUUAAGAAGCUUGUUGUAAUAAUGGAUGGCCAAUGAUGAUAUUCAAUGAAGAUAUUGACAGAAUCAUAAUAACACAUAACCAUCAAAACCUUUGAAUACAGAAAGCUCCUCAAGGAAUUUAAAACAAUCACACUUCAGUGGUGGAUUAAAAUAAUUAACACAUCCACUUAUUUUAAGAAUAUAAUAAUAUUAUAAUAAAUGUAUUAUAUUUUGGAAUUGGAAAAAAUCAUGGUUUGAAAAUAUUCUUUUAUGAGUCUUGUAGAGGACUAAUUUCAAGAAAUUGAUGAAAAUUAAGGAGUUAAUUUAAUUUUCCCAAUCAAAUUCUAGAUCAACCGUCAAAGGAUUGAAACAACUUUAAAAUGUACUUUUGAAAAUUGUAAAAGAAUUCAAGAAAUGAGAAAAUAUCAGAUCCAGCCAGUCACUGUAAAUUUGUUCUUCAAUUCUCUGGAAUGUUUGACAAAAAAUUCAAUGAAGAAUGUGAAGAAGUGAGGAUGGUUGUCUCGCAGUAGGGAAGCGGCGGAAAUAUGGAAGAAAAUGAAAAAGAAAAGAGCGAAAAAUAAUAAAAGAUAGUUUGAGAGAGAGUGAGAAAGAGAGAGAGAGGAUGAGUGAGAAAGAGAGAGAGAGAGAAGUGGCAGAUCACGACCUGCGGGGUCAUACUUCAGCAUCAGUAGCAUCUUAGAGGGUGAUUUCUACAGUAUUUCAGUGAUAAUUGCUCUCCCUGUUUGCAAGAUAAAGAGCCGUCUUACGAGAUGAUGGCUUGUCAGCAGCCGAAGAUUAGAAAGAGGUAUAAAUCUGUUCGAAAUCAACUUGAAUAAGUUUGAGUUGACAGAAAAAUCAUGUCAAAUUCUACGACUGUGGUGAAUCAAGAGGAUAAACAACUACACCCCUCAAAUAAUAUACAAAUUUACAACAGCAGUCUUGCUUCAUGAACAAUGUUCCAUCAUUUCUGAAUAAUUCUUUUCCAUCCUUGAUAAAUUAAAGUAAUAAUUUUGAAUUACCUGUCUUGAUUAUAAUAAUAAUUCUUUUCCAUCCUUGAUAAAUUAAAGUAAUAAUUUUGAAUUACCUGUCUUGAUAUAGAAAUAAAUGUUCUGCCAUGAGUGAAAUUGAUUUACAGUAACUGUAAAUGUCCUGUGUCAAUUCUAUUUGUGAUGUCUCAAAUUUGGUACAUGUUUUUUGUGUUGUCCAAUUAAAUUAUUGAACACUAA